CAUUUUUGAUUGAUCUAUUAUUCUAUUCUGUGGUGACUGAUAAUCUGAGGUUAUAUCAGCUGUCAUUGAAUACGAGGAGAAUGUUUAAAUAUUUUUCUUCCUUGAAUAAUUCUCAUGCUUUGUUAAUUGAAGGUGAAUUUCGUGUCUGUGCAAAAGAAUGCAAAUGCUGCUUUAGUUCUGUGUGACUGGUAUAUCAUUACAUUAAGAUUCUUAAGUGACCAAGUUGUUGCUGUGUGGUCUGUUUGUUUUUUCUAUUUGAGAUUCAAGAAUUUACGAUCUAUUCAAAAUGGGAAAAUCUAUUCAACCAAAACUCAAACAAGUUUCACAAAAAAAGGUGGUUGCACGAAAAAAUAUUAAAACCAGUAAGAAGUCUGAUGGAAUAAGCGCAAUACGUAAGAAACCUGAUAUCAUUGAGAGCUAUCUACGUACACUAUCCAAUAACUUCGGAUCUAACAAUACAAUUACCACAAAUAAUAAAAGAAAACACGAUGAAAAAGAUGAAGAAAAUGAAGAAAGACCAAAUAUCAAGAAAUUUAAGAGUAUGGGAGAUUAUGAAAGUAAUGUUGAGGAGAAUUUGCAAAUGUACAAUAUAGAUAAUAUACAAUUCGAAUAUAGAACCACACGUUUGAAAUCUGAUGAGGAAUUGAAGGAUCUAUUCCAUAUUGAUGAUGUGAAAAGCAGCAAUGAACACACAUAUUAUGUUGAUUGGUUACAUGACCUUUGUGAUGAAAUAAGUUUGGAAGGCUUGGAUGGUAUAACUGUUGAAGCAUUAUGGUCAAGAAUGAAAGCCAGCUCAUCACAUCCUACAUUGUUAGAGGGAAAAGAAGAAAUUUUGUGGAAUUUGCUCAAGUAUAUUGAUGAACUUGAAUUCUAUAUAUUGGAACAUCCUCGAGGAAAAUUGGUUAUUUAUGACAAAAACAAUUAUGUAUGCCCUGAUACAGGCAUCGUUUUAGAACCUAUGGUAGAUUCUGGAGAAAUUUAUCCUUUUUCCAUAGUUCACAAAGAUGUUGUUAGAGGAUCAUGUGCAUCAUAUGAGACUAGAAUGGAAAAUUCUGCUGUUAUCAGGAAACUUGGAUUGAAAGAAGCCUUAAAUAUUUAUGGCAAUAGAUUGGUGAUAGUGGCAAGUCAAAAAAUGAGGGAACAUGCUAUUAUAAGUGAAAUUUCAGAUCCAAAAACGGAAUUGGGAGACACUGAAUAUUGUCUUCUAGAAAGAAUUGGACGUGCAAGAGGUUUUGGUGAAUUCACUCAGGGAAAAGUGUCUGUCCUCUCUAUAAUUAAAGAUUCAAGAUCUUUGUUUCAUGUCAGAAAGAGUUUAGAAGGGAAAAAACUUCUGAGGAAUCAGUAUUUCAUACUUAGGAAUGCAUCUUCUGGACAAAAUAAAACAGGAAAACUCCUACACCUUCCUAGAUUCUAUAGGUUACAAAAAAGCAAAACUCUUCUUCUAAUAGAAGAAAUUGUAGAACUCCUCAGACAGAAACCUGGAUUUUCAUUGGAGUUUGGUGAAUUCAGAAAAUAUUUCCCACGUUCAACAGGAGCCUAUAAAAUAAUGAAAACUACUGAAUUCAAUAAAUAUAUCAAAACUGAUAUUUUUCGUCCUUAUAGGUAUCUUUAUCCUAAUGCAACUGUGGGUGAAUGGAAAUAUAAAAACAAAAAUAAAGAGAAAGUAUUGCGAAUAUUUCAACUAAUUGACCCAACAGUAAAUGUUGCUGCAACAUGGAACACUGCUGACAAUGAUGAUAAUAUAAAAGAUGAACAAUUGGAUGAUGGAGGAAUAGGAAGUAAAGAAAUUAAUGCAGACUUUUUGAAUGAGGUUUUUUGGUUCAUAUUCAAGACAGGCAAAUACGGAAUCACACUGCAGGAACUUGUUAAAAAGAUAAAUUUGGAUUACUACACUAUCAGAAUUGCUGUUCGAAAAUUACAAGCUAAAAAUAUGAUAGAUAGCCACAGAACAGAACAUGGAAAACAACGGCACAUAUAUUAUUUUGCUAGAUGUUUACAUUCAAGGAAAGUACCAACACCAUUGAAAAAGACAACUCAGUUUGCUGAGAAUGUUUUCAAAAAACUAUAUCGAGAUAAAAAGAAGAAUAAAAUCAAGAGUACUCUCCCAAUUAUAAUAAAUAAAGAAACAGUAAGGUUUUCUCAUCAGAAAUAUCCUUUCAAUUGUCCAGCAUUACGGCAAAAUGUGGCAAGUAUAGAAAUAAUAGCUAGUGACCCCAUAACAGAUUGGAAAGCUUGGAUCUUCCCACAAAAAGGGAUAAUAAAAUUGCCUGAUAUACGGCUUAUUCCAAAAUUUUGUAAUAUUGUACAUGAACAAAAGCAAAAAGUAUGGCACUUCACUAACGUAACAAAUAUCAUAACAAGCUAUCGCAAUUUCGAUGUAACUGUUAAACUAAUUCUCUUAGAAUCAAUGGCAAUGGAAGUUAAACCUGAUCUGAAGAAAAUACUUGGAGAAAAUUUGAAUGAAAAGAAUCUUAUGCAAGAUUUUGCUAUCGAUUUUGAAGCAGUAUCAAGAGUAAAACAGGACUUUUCAGCAAAUUACUACACUUCUAGAGAUUUCUUACUAGGACCCAAUCCAGUUAUACUGAGCCAUGAUAAAACUCCAGAAGGUGUGGAGGUAACCAUUACUCAAUCUACGCAACCAGAUAGUUAUAUUACUAACUACUCCUCAUAUGUUACCUUUGAUAAAAAUAUAACUUCAUUAUCAUUGUCUCGGACAAAUAUGAUUUUGGAAGAGAUAAAUGAGAAUCUUAUUAUACCCGAUAUUUACAAAGUACAAAGGACAAUAACAGAAAAGGAAAUGGAAUCUUCAAAUAAAGGGUCGCAUGGUAAAAUGGAUAAAAAUACCUUACAUCGUAUUUUAGUGAAAUUAGUGAAUGAAGGUUAUAUUAAAAUUUUCAAAUAUCUGAUGAUGUCACCCGAUAAAUACAAAACUCAGUGGUUUGUAACACAUCCAACCAUAGAGAAUACACAUCCAUUAUUAAGGUCGAAUCAAGAACAACUGGCAGUUAAAUUUUUUUUGGGUAUGGAUAGAAGACAUCUCACUAGCUCUAAUUCAGAAAAAUCGACGCCUAAAACAACAGUCUCAGUCUCUGCGCCUUUUGACAGUGAAGAAGCAGCUUCAAGUAUGCAAACAUUGAAAGAAAUAUCUUGUACCAAACCAACAGUAACUUACAAGCAGAACAGAUUAUUUGGAAGAAUUUUGGGUUAUCAGCCAAAAUUUGUCAGGAUGCAGUUAUUUCAUGAACUACUCUAUUAUCUUUUAUAUGAUUAUCGACCUUUACAUCAGAUGUCACGUAAUGAUAUAAAAGAAAUACACCAGUAUUAUGAUUCCAAGGAACUGAAAGAAAUACCUCCUAUUUAUCAAAAUACUAUAGAUUGGAAAAUGUUUAUUCCACCAUUGCCGGUUCAUAAAAAUUUCACAAAUGGUUGGACGUUACUCUGUGAUGUUAUUUUAUCAAUUCCCCUUUCUUUAUGGGUGAAAAUAUUCCAUAUAUCUCUAGAAUGUCCUAAGUUGUUUGCUUACCUCGAACAUCCUAUACGGCAACAUUAUUUGAUUAGAGACAUUCCUUUGGAAUUUCGCUAUGUUCUCAUGUUUAAAAGAAAAUACUUAUUCAAUACUGUGGAACUGGUUUACCGAUUAUGUUUUAUUGGCUUAGUUCAAUUGGGUCCUCAAAGCCCAAUGGUGAAAGAUCAAAUAUUUUUGUAUUUGAACAGAAAAGCUAAAUUACUAGAUACAAGUUCAAGUGGACCAAGUUAUCAUAAGAUCACCACAAAAAAGUAUGAAGAAUUAUCGUUUAAUUUCUUAUCAAGUUCAGAUGUGGAAAAUUACUGGUGUCAACUUUGGACAAUAAGUAUGAAUACUCCACUGGGUCAAAGGAGAGUUAUGGAAGGUAAAUCUGUGACAAUAGAACAACCAUCUUUCAAAAGUAUGCUGUUAGAUUCUUUAAAAUCCAAAACCCCAGAAGAAGCUUUAGCUAAUGACAAUGGGCAAAUUCCUGGUGACAAACGCGGUGCUGCCGGCUUGGAUUCAAGCAUGUGGUCUCAUAUAAAGAGAAAUUGGCUCUGGUCUAGCAAACUUCCGAAAAGUAAGGGUGUAACUCAAGAAAAAGGUGUAACCAAUGAAAAAGAAAAUGAAGGUAUUAGAAAUGCUAAUAUUGCCUGUAUUAAACCAGUAGCAAUAAAAUAUAAAGAACUUAUUAAUCAAAGUAGAAAAGUAUUUAUGACCACUGACCACAAUCGUCCAACAUAUGUUCAAAGUGGAUCUAACUAUAAACAUAGAAAAAAGAAUAAAGUAAUACAUCGUAAUAUUAUGAUAAAAAAACUUACUAACAAGAUCAAGAAGGACGAACUAGAUGCGAAAGAUAAAUUAAUUGUGAAAAAAAUUGGCAGAACUUUCAGAGCAAAAUUCAAUCAGAAUGAAGAUAAAAUAUUAUACAUUUGUAAAGCAGCCAAUUAUUUCCUCACUAAAAAUAAAAAUAUUCUCAAAGUUUCUCGAUUCUUGAUAAGGGAUAUAUUGCAUAUUUUAUGUCCAGAAAGUCAGGACAAAACAAGUACUGCUUGUUCAAGAAGACUAAUAAAAUUGGAACGUUAUGAUAUAUCUAUGAAACGAUUACGAGAUAGAGCCUAUGAGUUGAUAAGUUUGAAAGAUUUGUCAACGCAUUUUGCUCCAAUUAUUUUCAAUCUCAAUAAAUCAUGUCUUGCAUCUACAUACAGUUCCUUCACCAAUAUGGAUAAAAGUGUUGUUUUUUUACAUGCAGUAUGGUACAUUUACCGUAACUUCAAUCUUGUUGAAAAGAUUCUUCAGGGUCAAUCAAGAAAUAACGAUUACUUCAGUCCAAAUAACCUUGACAUCUUCAAAUCUCUUUUUGUGACGAUAAACAAUAAAAAAUCAGUAUUCAAUACUCCUUCCAAUCAAGUGGAUAUUGAAAAGGAAGCCAUAAAAUCUGUACUCAUGAGUGCAUUGAAUUGCUCAAAAUUGGGACAAAAUAUCUCUUAUCAGUUCUAUCAGAUUUGUAAGAAGUAUUCUGACAUAUCCAUAAGAUCAGCUAUUGGUGCUUCAAAAGGGUAUCAAACAAUUUCUGUCAUCAAGAAGUCACGGGUCACUGGAAGUAACGUAAGAGCUAUUCCCUUCCAAUUAUCUGUCACCUAUACACAUAUGCAGAAGUCCACUUUUAGUUGUUUAACUCUGCACACGAUAUAUCAACAUUUUGUAGAAAUUACCAAAGGAACCCCUCGGUUUGCGCAAGUAGAUACAACAAAAAAUAUAUUUACAUAUAGUCGUUUGUUGGCUAGAAAUGAAAUCGCAUCGGUUUGGCCUGGAAUACAUUUAACGUUUAAUGUACCAGGUUCUGCUCAUGUAUUGAGUCCAUAUGUGAAAAAUCAAAACGCUCUCAGAACUAGUUUAGCAGAACUGUAUCAACGAUAUUUGAAAGAAAAAUUGCAAGACAUCAAUAAUCCCUUGAAGAAAACAAGAAGAGUUACUAAUAAAAUGUCAAAAAUCGUUUUGCAACCCUCAACAGAUUCAAAGCGUUUUGUGCUUGUCAAAUCAAACACUAAGCGACUUCUCUCAACCCUUCCAUGCUUUUGUAAUGAAAAAAUCAGUAAAAAUAUUCCAUUAUUCCUAGAAUGUAAUGAUGAGGAUCAGAUAAAUGAAUACUUACAGAUCUUUUUAGAAGCUCUAACUACAAUCAGUUUGAACCUGUUCACGAGUGAACAAGGAGGUUAUAAAUUAUUGCAAAGUUACAUUACCAAGUAUUGUAGACCUAAAGUAAUUUCUUCAUUCACCAGAGAAUUAGAAUCAAAAGUUUUCAAAAUGGGUCACAUUGUGAGAGAGUUCCUUAAAAACCAUUAUUUGAUGGAUUUUAUUCAUUGUUUUGAAAAUAAGCUUCUUGCAAAAGAUGAAAAAUGUGAAGAACUAAUUCGUAUUUGGUUGGAGAAAUCAAAGAUGAAAACCUCGGUUUUGGCUGUUAAUGAGGAAACCAAACCAUCUUUAGACGAAAAAAAAAAUCAAAGUUUUUACAAAUACAAGAAAGCCACAAUGGAAAAUCCGUUCAAAAUGAUAACGAAUGUGGAUGAUAUUCCAAAAGUUGAAGAAAUUUCACAAGGAAUGAUGGAAUCUAGUUCAAAUCUUAGAAGGAACAUUCCGCAUAUAAGUGAUAUAGUUCAUCUUUUAUCGCAGGAGAAAUGUCCAGAUGCAGAAGGUGAAAAAUUAUUAGAAGAAUUAAGACAGAAUUUCAUUACAGAAUAUCCAACUUUGGAGAACUUUGAUUUUGAAAAUUUAGCUGAAUUCAAACAAUUAUCGAAGUAUCUAUUCCUUCAAGAAGAGAAACCUGAUCUUGAAAUGAUUAUUCACAGAUACUGCCAUGUCAAAGAAAGCGAUACUAUAAAAAUGUUAGCGAAAAUAAAGGAAAAAGGAGGAACUGGAGAGGAUCAUUUGCUAGCUGGAGGAAUUAUUGCAUACGUUUUCAAUCAAAAAGUCAUGGGUGCCACUGGAGUGCAAAUUGAGAAUGCCUUUAGUUCAAGAAAAAGGACCUUGGAUCUUCAUGUCAUAGUUGAAAUUCUGUGUGAUACUUUCAUUCUAUUGGAAGUGGGAAUAACUGAAAAAACAUUUGUUCAUAUGGAACACAGUGACCCGUGGUUAGUCGAUACAUUCCAUUUAUCUCAUCAUGAAAACCAUCUUCUUCAUGCUUCUGAUAAUAAUGAACUUCAAAUCAUUCAAGAGAAAAUAGAGUCUAGAAUACAUUCUACAAAGCCUGUAAAAGUGAUCAUGAUGCCUUGGUUGCAUCUUGAUGGAACAUUGAAUUACCCUCUCCUUGACAAAUGGUUAACUAUUAUGUUGUCCUACUGUUUGGAAUCUCCAAGAUGUUCCUUACUGAAUGUGUUUGAGAAAUUUUACCUUGUCAAACCUGUGGAAUUAUAUCUAUUAUUAAAGAUUUUACAAGAAUUGAAUUGUUUGAAGAUUCUUGUUGUUGACGAAAAACCAGAAGAUCUUUGGAGUGAUACAGAAUUGUUUGAAAAUAGACCGGCAACAAUUUUGGAUAGUUUCGAGAAAAUGUUCAUUGACGUCGAACCUCUUGCUGCAAUCAGUUUGGGUUAUUAUUUGGACAAAGAAGUUGUUGAGUUCGCAUAAGUUUCGACAAAGAAUAAUUGUAUAUAAUUCAAUUUUGUAAUAAUACAAUUUUUGUAAAUAAACUGUUUUUAUUUA
Messenger RNA from Harmonia axyridis, 7204 nucleotides. Its product is annotated as general transcription factor 3C polypeptide 1. Bases 287 to 7129 code for a protein of 2280 amino acids. The transcript is spliced from 12 exons. Gene Ontology annotation, cellular component: transcription factor TFIIIC complex. Gene Ontology annotation, biological process: transcription initiation at RNA polymerase III promoter; 5S class rRNA transcription by RNA polymerase III. The record is from RefSeq and is a predicted model, not a curated record. Gene Ontology annotation, molecular function: DNA binding. Lineage: Eukaryota; Metazoa; Arthropoda; Insecta; Coleoptera; Coccinellidae.